This is a messenger RNA of Closterium sp. NIES-65, 1569 nucleotides long. The record is from the annotation of a GenBank genome assembly. Lineage: Eukaryota; Viridiplantae; Streptophyta; Zygnematophyceae; Desmidiales; Closteriaceae.
AUGGAGUUCUAUCCACUGUGGGAAGAGUUCCAGCUGCAUUUGGUGCGCAAGUACAUAGCUGAGGGGACCACACAAGAUGAGUACUACCUCUUCAUGGGCGGGAACAACAAGCGCAUUGAACGGGCGCUGAAGGUGAUUGGCUGCAAACGUGCGAACAUGAACAAGCCGAUCAAGCUCUGGGCGUGGGGUGCUGGUGGCGUCAUUGACAAGGAAAAGUGGUUCCUCUUGAAGGUUGGUGGCAUCAUUCCAACACAGGCGCGUGAUGAGAAGGAGUGGGUCGAGAAGUUUAAACAUCCAAAGUAUGGCUACGACUGGCACUGUUCUGCUCAGGGCCGACCUUUUGCGAAUGCGGGCUUUGAGCUGGCAGUCAAGAAGGCAUUCGUCAGUGCCCGGUGCAACAUGUUUGUAGUUAAGAUUCCUGCAGUCGGCUAUCUGUGCAACGUGGUCGAAUGGCCAUUGGAGAAUCACAAGGGCAAGAAGGGCUAUGCAUCACUUGACAACAACGAGACCAACAACCGCAACAAUGUGCAUGCCAAGACGAGGGUGGUUGCGGCAUGGCUGAAGGAAACCCUUGACACGGAGCCUGCCACAUUCAAGUUCGAUGAGCCCAUGGGGUUUGAGAUGGGUGUUGGGAAGGCUCAUCGCCGCCUCUCAUCCGCGCAUCACCUCUGGCAGCACUGCUGCCGCUGGUCCUUCCAGCCCGUCUCGCCCCACCUGUUGAUUGCCAUGGGUUCGCAUUCCCACAGCACGGCUGUGCGGAGCCUCGUGCUCGCUGCACUGGCUGCUCUCAUGCUCUCAGCCUGUGCGCCCAGGGCUGCCGCCAUUCGCCAUUUGCACGGCCUGCUGCCAGCCGCUUCAAGCACCGCCGCUGACCACUCGUGUGUGCGGUGGGGCUGCGGCGCCAAUGCGGUGUGCGUGAAGGACAGGGGCGUCGCCAGCUGCGUCUGCAAUGUUGGAUUCGCCAUGACCCCCACCGGCUGUGCUGACAACUGCGCACUCAAGGCGUGUGGCGUGAACGGCAAGUGCAUCAAGGACAGUGCUGGAGUGGCGUCCUACACGUGUGCUCUCAAGAAAUGUGGGGCUAAUGCUAAGUGUGUGAAGAGCGCAGCUGGAGUGGCGUCCUGUGUGUGUGACACUGGCUUCGCGUUGCAGGCUGAUGGCGUCACAUGCACCGAUACAUGCGCGCUCAAGAAGUGUGGCGUCAACGGCAAGUGCGUCAAGAACGCUGCCGGAGUGGCGUCUUGCGUUUGCGACGUUGGCUUUGCUCUACAGACUGACGCCUCCACAUGCACUGGUGCGUGCUCAAUCCCGCAUGCACUGGUGCGUGCUCAAUCCCGCAUGCACUGGUGCGUGCUCAAUCUUGCAUGCACUGGUGCGUGCUCAAUCCCGCAUGCACUGGUGCGUGCUCAAUCCCGCAUGCACUGGUGCGUGCUCAAUCCCGCAUGCACUGGUGCGUGCUCAAUCCCGCAUGCACUGAUGCGUGCUCAAUCCUGCAUGCACUGGUGCAUAUGUUGUCCGCAAAAAUCUUUCAAGGGGGUGUCGUGCUGUGCUGUGCUGUCACCGGCGUAA